Hydractinia symbiolongicarpus is the source of this 2377-nucleotide messenger RNA. RefSeq lists its product as uncharacterized. The record is from RefSeq and is a predicted model, not a curated record. The transcript is spliced from 6 exons. NCBI's taxonomy places the organism in Eukaryota, Metazoa, Cnidaria, Hydrozoa, Anthoathecata, Hydractiniidae. The coding region runs from base 477 to 2198 and encodes 573 amino acids.
CCCACUUUAUAUUUAAAAAAAAUUGGAAACGAGUUUUUAAAGGCGAUGUAAACGAUCCACAAAUAGCGUGUACCCAUCACUAAGAUGGAAUCGUUUCACAAACAAAAAAAGAAUUUAAACGUCUGCUACUUAUUAGUUAAAACAAACACAGGGAAGCGGCAAUAUUAAUUAUUAAAAAUCAUCAAAUUCAGUCCAUCAUUCAUUCGAAAACGGUUAACCAUAAAAUGUUAAUGAAACGAUUCAAUUCCACAAUCCCAACUGAGAAGAAACGAAUGUUGAAUCUUGUUGUUAUGGUGAGUAGCAACGAACAUUUUGUGUUAAAAAAUGGUGGCAGUAACAUCACUAAAAAAGAUUAUUCAAUUUUAAACUAAAAAUUAAAAAGAAAUAAAAAGAAAUAUAUAUACAAAUAGAGAAAGUAAUUUUAGUAGUUUGUAAAAGCAGAUAUAUGCGCGUAACGUAUUAAAGGAGUUUUAAUUAUGGUUAGAACGUAUCAAGCGAAUAAUUAUAAACUUGUUUCGCCAUGGGAGCAAGCAAUGAGAAAUGCAGAGCAAGCGGAAGGGAAGCCCAUUACCACAGGAAAACGAAUGUACAGUGACGUAAACACAACACAGGCAUCGGGCGAUCAGAGAGUACACAAACUUCCUCCUAUUGGUAACAAUCCAGAAGAACUCUAUCACUUUCUCGGCGAAGAAAUCGGAAAAAUAUUAGUGCGAUCAAAAGAAAAGAUAAAAAAGAUUUCCAAGGAGUUUGUACUUUAUGAUCCACUUGAGUCUGGAAUGAUGUCAAAGUCGGCAGCACUUGAAAUCUUAAAGACCUAUCGUGUACCGCCCAACGAAAAUUUUCAGAAACAACUCAUCGAAUUGUUUAUUAAUGUCGACGAACCUGGAAAAAUCAAACACAAAGAGGUGAUUGAGUUUUUCCAGAACAGCAGAAACGCUGCAGUAGAGAGAAUUGAACAUGAAAAACAACAAGACGCAACACAAAAACAGUCUCAACAAACCUUUAACAACAGUUAUACCGGGCGCUAUGAUAGUACGCCCUCGAACGAACCAAUGGAAAACCAGCACUUAAUUAAAGCAAAACGGGGCGAAGCCGUACGCCAAGCGUUUGCUGAACGACGUGACGCAGGUUUGUUACUUGAGGUUGAGCGUGCAUUGCUCUCGUAUCACAGUGUAGACCCAGUUGACUUGAUUAACCAAUUGGAAGAUAGUCUCCGUAGAUCAUGCAGAAACGACGAGGGGUUGGUUCCAAAUCUCCAUGUAAAAAGUGUAGUUGGCAAGCUACAGUUUCCUAUCAACACUGCACUUACAUUGAAGUGUAUUGAAAGAUUAGAUCCUUUUGAUAAUGGAAAGAUAGAAUAUGUGAAAUUCAUUGAAUUCUUUCGUCGAGCUAUCAGGGCAUCACCUCGAAAUAUCCCUCCGUCUCGCAUGUCAACAAGUCACUCAAACUACAGACCUGAAGCAGUUCCUGAAAAACCUGCGUGGGAAAACAAAAAGCCAUUACACAAUAUACAGUCUAGUACUCGUUCUCCCAGAGAAAAACCACAAGUUUAUCAGAAUGAAAGACAUGACCCAUAUGAAAAGGACAAUUAUUACGACAACAAACCACGACCUAAGAAAGAUGGACACAAGUCAGAACAAAACAUGGCUGAACAAUAUCAAGAAUCUUUGUACUCAGUACCAGAAAAGCAAGAAAGUCAACCAAGGUAUAAUCGAACUAAUUCAUACGAUCCAUAUUUGGAAUUACUUUCUAAAUCAUAUCUCGCAUCGGACUACAAGGAGACACCCAACUUGUUAGAUGACGACAUCAAAGAUACAUUCGCGUCCAACUUAGAAAAACUGAGAAGCGAACAAAACGAGAAAAUUACUACAAACAACAGGACAUACUUCGAUGAUACAUACUUCAACGAUACAUACUUUAAGGACACAAACACUGAGGAAAAAACAAGAGAUUUUUCAGCAAUGCCACUAAGAGGAGAAGCGUACAAAAGAGUAGCAGACGCUCUGCAAGAUAAAGGGAAAUUCAAUAACGGUGUUCUCUCAAACACAGAAGUGCGACAGAUCGUGAACUAUUACAACCUUCUCUUUGACACAAACAUACCGUUACAACAAAUCGAUAAUGUUUUGGAAAAAGUUUCAACAAAUAAUCAAGUGGAUGUACGUGAAAUUGUGGACGCAUUUGGAAAUGAGAUUAACUAAAAAUAACAACAUUAUGGCAUAAAUAAGAUGUCUCAUCAUUGUGGUCGAAUCAAAAGAUUUGAGAAAAGAUAACGCUUUCCCAAGAAAUUUAAAACCACUUUUCUGCUUGUAAAUAUUGUAUUUCAUGUGCUUGUAUUAUAUUUUUCGUACAUUUUGAUCAAAAAAAGCACCUGCGAAAA